Messenger RNA from Helianthus annuus (common sunflower), 656 nucleotides. Its product is annotated as proline dehydrogenase 2, mitochondrial. Bases 22 to 345 code for a protein of 107 amino acids. The transcript is spliced from 2 exons. NCBI's taxonomy places the organism in Eukaryota, Viridiplantae, Streptophyta, Magnoliopsida, Asterales, Asteraceae. Gene Ontology annotation, molecular function: proline dehydrogenase activity; FAD binding. Gene Ontology annotation, cellular component: mitochondrion. The record is from RefSeq and is a predicted model, not a curated record.
GUGAAUCAGGGUACAUUGAUUAUGAAAACCGAAGUUGAAAACAUAAUAUUUCGAAAACGAGGGAAAAUGGCUGCCCGAAAAGCACGCGAUUUGGGGAUUGGUAAAGAUAGUGAUAAGCUUGAAUUCGCCUCGCUUUAUGGAAUGGCAGAUGCAAUGAGUUUUGGAUUGAGAAAUGCAGGGUUUGGUGUGAGCAAAUAUUUGCCAUUCGGGCCCGUUUCGGAGAUCAUGCCUUACCUUUUGAGACGAGCAGAAGAGAACAAAGGGUUACUCUCAUCUUCUAAUCUUGAUAGACAUCUCAUGAUGCAAGCAACUUGUAUACUCUUAUGUAUACAUAAUUGUUUCUAGAGAAGUUCUUUUAACAAUUGAAUUGAUGGUGUUAGUAUUAUGUUUAUGCAGGAAAGAGUUAAAGAUGAGAGUGAAUGCUUGUGUUUUACGCUUGGUUGAAGGCGAGAGUAGAUUCAAAACAUAAGCAAGCUCCAUUGUUGAAGUUAAAAUGUGAUGCGAUUCGAGUUUGGGCCUUUUGCUUCUAGACCUUGUUACCAUGUAGUUCCAAGGAUGCAUAUAAAUCAAUAGGAGUAUGUGAUUUCUUUGAGGAUAAUAAAACAAUAAUGGAGAGCUUUCAUUAUUCUAAUUCAUGUAAAAUUCUUCCUCUCCAA